ACCUCUUUUCCCCCACUCCGAUUAUCACCUCGCUGCUCCUCUCCUUGUGUCCUCUCUAUCUCUCUGUUCAGGACUAUUCUGCCUCAUUUCUCGCACCCAGCUCCAUAUACCUGGAAAGCACCGCUUCUUAAACCAUGGCCCCUAAGCUGCUGGCGCUCUUCUGUCUCCUCUCUGGGCUCCACGCACGGUCCAGAAAGAUUGAAGAUGAUGAAUAUGAAGAUCUGUCUUAUAACCAAAAGUGGGUCCUGGCUCCAAAAACUCAAGACACUGAUGUGACUCUUAUACUCAACAAGUUGCUAAGAGAAUAUGACAAAAAGCUGAGGCCAGAUAUUGGAUUAAAACCAACAGUUAUUGAUGUUGACAUUUACGUUAACAGCAUAGGACCUGUGUCAUCAAUAAAUAUGGAAUACCAAAUUGACAUAUUUUUUGCUCAGACUUGGACAGACAGUCGCCUUAGAUUCAACAGCACAAUGAAAAUAUUAACUCUGAACAGCAAUAUGGUUGGAUUAAUCUGGAUUCCAGAUACCAUCUUCCGGAACUCAAAAACUGCAGAAGCUCACUGGAUUACAACACCCAACCAACUCCUUAGAAUAUGGAAUGAUGGGAAAAUCUUGUAUACUUUAAGGCUCACCAUCAAUGCGGAAUGCCAGCUGCAGCUCCAUAAUUUCCCAAUGGAUGAACAUUCGUGCCCACUGAUAUUCUCCAGCUAUGGCUACCCCAAAGAAGAAAUGGUUUAUAGAUGGAGGAAAAAUUCAGUGGAGGCUGCUGAUCAGAAAUCAUGGCGACUUUAUCAAUUUGACUUCAUGGGUCUCAGGAACACGUCUGAAAUUGUGAAAACUUCUGCAGGUGAUUAUGUAGUCAUGACUAUUUACUUUGAUUUGAGCAGAAGAAUGGGCUACUUCACUAUUCAGACAUAUAUUCCCUGUAUAUUAACAGUCGUUUUAUCCUGGGUGUCCUUUUGGAUUAAAAAAGAUGCCACACCAGCAAGAACAGCCUUAGGGAUCACGACAGUACUGACUAUGACGACUCUGAGUACCAUAGCGCGGAAGUCCUUACCUCGAGUGUCUUAUGUCACCGCCAUGGACCUGUUUGUGACUGUGUGCUUUCUAUUUGUCUUUGCUGCUCUGAUGGAAUAUGCUACUCUUAACUAUUAUUCAAGCUGCAGAAAACCAAACUGUGCCAAGAAGAAAAAGUCGUUAAUGCACUCAGAGACAACUGAAUGGGUCCAUGAAAGAAUACGUACACACACCCACAGCAACUAUUCUGUCCUGGAUAUGAGACCACCUCCUACAGUGAUCCCUCUGAAUAAUUCCAUGUACUGGCAGGAAUUUGAAGAUACUUGUGUCUAUGAGUGUCUGGAUGGCAAAGACUGUCAAAGCUUCUUCUGUUGCUAUGAAGAGUGUAAAUCGGGUUCCUGGCGGAAAGGAAGGAUUCACAUAGAUAUCUCAGAGCUGGACUCAUAUUCCCGAGUCUUUUUCCCAACUUCUUUCCUGCUCUUUAACCUGGUCUACUGGGUCGGAUACCUCUAUCUUUAA
Messenger RNA from Vombatus ursinus (common wombat), 1535 nucleotides. It is a transcript of the gene GABRG3, whose product is annotated as gamma-aminobutyric acid type A receptor gamma3 subunit. The transcript is spliced from 10 exons. Gene Ontology annotation, cellular component: dendrite membrane; neuron projection; GABA-A receptor complex. Gene Ontology annotation, biological process: synaptic transmission, GABAergic; monoatomic ion transmembrane transport; signal transduction. NCBI's taxonomy places the organism in Eukaryota, Metazoa, Chordata, Mammalia, Diprotodontia, Vombatidae. Bases 135 to 1535 code for a protein of 466 amino acids. The record is from RefSeq and is a predicted model, not a curated record. Gene Ontology annotation, molecular function: GABA-A receptor activity; inhibitory extracellular ligand-gated monoatomic ion channel activity; benzodiazepine receptor activity.